Laetiporus sulphureus 93-53 is the source of this 2247-nucleotide messenger RNA. RefSeq lists its product as uncharacterized. The record is from RefSeq and is a predicted model, not a curated record. The coding region runs from base 441 to 1952 and encodes 503 amino acids. Gene Ontology annotation, molecular function: protein binding. The transcript is spliced from 3 exons. NCBI's taxonomy places the organism in Eukaryota, Fungi, Basidiomycota, Agaricomycetes, Polyporales, Laetiporaceae.
CGCAGAAGUUGGCGACCUCGCUCUGUCGUCGGACGAUCAUAGAGGUCGGCAUCAGGAUGCGUAUGUCGAUGUUGCGGACGGAGGCGGGGAGAUGGUGGAGAGAGGGCGGGGGAGAUGCCGCGGCCGGUGGCGAGGAAGGUGGCGGAGAUCGACGGGCAACGCGGGGGACGAGGAUAUAUGCGCGUGCUCGUUGUUUGAGAGCAGUUCCUCCCCGUCUUUCCUCCCGUCGGCGCUGUGUCACAUAUAAGGCUUAGCCCAUGGUGUGGCAUGUGUCGCUUCUGUCAGGGACGCGGGUUAUCGCCUCUCCCAAUAUCUGCAUCGUCGAGUGCGAACUCUGUCAACAUCCCGUCCAUAUUUGACCUUCCCACUCAACUCCCUCCUCCCCUCCCCUCUCUUUCGUCCAUCCACCGACCUCACACCCACGAACAUAGCCAAGCCCCAUGCUGCAGACCCUCUACGGUGUCCCUCACAUCGCUGCCCGCGAUGCGUUUCUCCUCCACUCCUCGAGCUGCUUCUCAACGCAAGCUAUGAACAUCCUCGACCUCAACUCUGACGUUCUUUCCAUGAUACUCUCCUUUGUGUCUCCGCCAGAGGCCAUGCAGCUCGCCCUCACCUGCCACAACGCCUACGACGUCGCCAUGCCCCGCUUUCUCUCAGAGGUCACCCUCGGAUGCACCGACAGCAUGAGCGGCCCCGAGCAGAUCACUCUCUUCUGUAAGUAUAUGCUGGCCAACAUCAAGGACCGUCUCCGCCAUCUCAGGGCCCUCGAGAUCAAGGAAGGCGCUUUUGUUAGCUCCUCCGAACAGGACGGCCGCGAGACCUGGGUUUCCGACUUUUCCUGCGCUGCUAUCCUCGCCGAUACCCUCCGCCAGGCGGUCCACCUCCGCAAGCUCAACAUCGUCGAACUCGAGCCCCUCCUCGCCAGCCAGCCCGCCGUCGGCGAGGCCCUCUCCCACCUGCCGCGCCUUACUGACGUCUCCUUCCAUUAUAUCGGCAAGUGCACCCUCGAGAUGCUCAAGCACACGACGUGCCAUCCCAAACGCCUCGAAUUCGGCAUGUGGAAGGACGGCUCCCGCGUCGCAGGCGACACCGCCGCGUUUGACGAGUACGCGUCCUCUCUCCAGACGCUCAACCUCUGGCAGUGCGCGUGCCUUCUCGAGAGCUUCAGCGAGAGCUACGUGUCACACGGCGUCCGCGUGCUCGGUCUUGGCGGGCGCGUCCCACUCCUCUCCACCAUCUCCCGCGAGUUCCCCAACGUGCGCUCUAUCACGUUCGCCCCGGAGUGUUCCGUCGAGGAGGAGACGCCCUCUGCGUCUUGGCCGGGACUUGAUUUGGUCGAGACGAGCAUCCCGCACCCGUUCUUCUCGUGCACCGUUCGCAGGCUCGAGCUCAAGUACACCCUCGGCACGACGCUCAAGCGGUUCUCUUCCAACCAGGUCAUUGCGCGCACGGUUGAGCUCGUCAGGCAGACGAAGCCCGUCGUGUUAUCGUGCGUCCUCGAGGCGGCGCUUGGCGGCGAUUAUCUUGACAAACUUGUCAACGUCAUGCCGCAAGUGCGUUUCCUCGAGAUUGAGUUCAACCCGCGUGAACUCAGGGUCCACGAUGAGGUGCACGAUAUCGAGUUCUGGAUGAACCGUCACAUCCCGCGCCUUGCGAAGCUCCCGCUCGUGGGCAUCUCGUUGCAGGGGAGUCCCCGCAAGCGCAGUGACAAUGUGCGCGAGACGAUCGACAAGGUUGCAUAUGCGGCGGCGAUGCACAUCCCAACACUGAAGUAUGUCGGCAUUGGCCUCCCUGUGAAGAGCUAUUUCUCGAGCGGUACGGGACGCUCGUUGACGUGGUUCCGCGUGAAGAUGCGCAUGGAGGGCGGCGAGCCGCUGUUGGAGAUUCUGAAUAGCGGGCACGGCGAGGCGGUGCGGCAUGAGAUGCGCUUGUUAGAACGCGUCAGCUCGUGAGGCUCAUUUGCGGAUAGGGAGCAUGCGUUUCGCGUGGGAUUUGCCCAACAAUAUAGAAAGAACAAGGUCUUGGUUUGUGUCUGGUUUUGUCGUUGAUCUUGGAAUUUUUGGAUCGCUGAACUGACGGUGCUUGCUCUUGUAUCUUAUCCGUCAUAUAUCCUUGCUUUUUUUUCUGCGUGGAGCGGACCAAUCUCUGCUGUACGAUUGCUUUUGCCUGCGCUAAAAAGUGCAUUUUUAUGUUCGCUGCCUGCUUUCCGACGAUGUACAACAGUUCCCACAAAACGAUCAUGCGCAU